This is a messenger RNA of Oncorhynchus nerka (sockeye salmon), 3610 nucleotides long. Its product is annotated as aspartate beta-hydroxylase domain-containing protein 2-like. The transcript has 4 exons. Lineage: Eukaryota; Metazoa; Chordata; Actinopteri; Salmoniformes; Salmonidae. The coding region runs from base 1658 to 2746 and encodes 362 amino acids. Gene Ontology annotation, cellular component: membrane. The record is from RefSeq and is a predicted model, not a curated record.
CGAGCUUUGCUUAUGUGUGUUUAUGUUUACUGCAUAGUUUGCUUGUUACAGUGUAUCUUUUCGUCUAUGUAAGUGUAAGUUAGUAUGUUCAUGUAUCUAUGAUGCUUAUCCUUAUCCUUCCUACAAUACAUUUAAAAAGCGCUAUUCUAGAAAAGGAAUUUCGUUUUGUAUACAUAGCCUUAGAGCCACACUCAUACAUUUCACAGGAGGUUAGGAAGUGCAGCUCCGUUUCCAUCUCAUUUUGUGGGCUGUGUGCACAUAGCCUGUCUUCUCUUGAGAGCCAUGUCUGCCUACAGCGGCCUUUCUCAAUAGCAGGGUAAUGCUCACUGAGUCUGUACAUAGUCAAAGCUUUUCUUAAGUCUGGGUCAGUCGCGGUGGUCAGGUAUUCUACCACAGUGCAGUCUCUGUUUAGGGCUAAAUAGCAUUCUAGUUUGCUCUGUUUUUUUGUUGUUAACUCUUUCCAAUGUGUCAAGUAAUUAUCUUUUUGUUUUCUCAUGAUUUGGUUGGGUGUAAUUGUGUUGCUGUCCUGGGGCUCUGUGGGUCUGUUUUUGAACAGAGCCCCAGGACCAGCUUGCCUAGGAAACUCUUCUCCAGGUUCAUCUAUGUAGGUGAUGGCUUUGUUGUGGAAGGUUUGGGAAUCACCUUGGGAAUCACCUUUUAAUUUUUUUAUUUUACCUUUAUUUUACUAGGCAAGUCAGUUAAGAACAAAUUCUUAUUUUCAAUGACGGCCUAGGAACAGUGGGCUAACUGCCUGUUCAGGGGCAGAACAACAGAUUUGUACCUUGUCAGCUCGGGGGUUUGAACUUGCAACCUUUCGGUUACUAGUCCAAUGCUCUAACCACUAGGCUACCCUGCCGCCCGUUUUCGGUGGUUGUAGAAUUUUGGAUAAUUAGCGGGUAUCGGCCUAAUUCUGCUCUGCAUGCAUUAUAUGGUGUUUUACGUUAUAUACUGAGGAUAUUGGUGUUUGUCCCAUUUUGUGAAUUAUUGGUUGGUGAGCAGACCGCAGACCUCACAACCAUAAAGGGCAAUGGGUUCUAUAACUGAUUCAAGUAUUUUUAGAUCGUUCACAGCUUUGUGGAAGUUUUCCUGUGGCGCUGAUGUUUAGGCCGAGGUAUGUAUCGUUUUUUGUGUGCUCUAGGGCAACGGUGCCUAGAUGGAAUUUGUAUUUGUGGACCUGGCAAAUUGACCUUUUUUGGAACACCAUUAUUUUUGUCUUACUGAGAUUUUUGUGUGUGUGUGUGUGUCAGAAAGACAGGUUUUGGUGUUUGAAUGCAGCAAUGUGACUCAUGGCUUUCUACAGUGCAGUGCGGAGAGACCAGAUACCCUGAGGUGUGUUGUCUGUCUGCAUUUGUCGAAAAUGAACAAGGGAGGGAGCUGCACAAAUAUCAGACAGCCAGGCACCAUGCAGGGGGAACCCUCCCCUCAUCCCUGAGUGCUGAUAUUUCAGGACUGGAGCCUGAGUGUGUCAUAUCAGAUAGUGUCAGACUGCAUCCAGAAGGGGGGAUGAUAAGAGCUUCCUGAAAGUAGCCUUUGAGAAACCCUGUGGAACAUUUUCCUCUAAUAGCCAUUUUCAAGCAGUGUCAGACAGGGUUGGUUAUUGACCUUCUCAACGGUAGUUUCUUCAGACCAAACUCAGUGGUUUUAGCGAAGAGCCAGAAUGGAGUGGUCACUAGAGAGGGUGAGGGAGAUGGUGGCUGGAGGGAUGCAGUCUAUGAGGGACUGUGAGUCCAGUGCCUUUGGCACAGCCAUGUGCCUGCUGCUGCUCUUUGUGUGGUACUGUUACAGGGUAGGUCGUGAGCACAGCUCCUCUCCCCUGCGUGGGGGGUACAGCACUGAGCCCAGUCGAGUAGGAGGGGGUGGGGGGGCCUUGAUCAGCACAGAUGGGGAUGGUAGGGCUAAAGGCAGGCCGGUGUCAGGGGUGGAGGAGCAGAACGGCUUUGCUUACUGCCAGUCCGCUGAGUCCUUUCGCUGCACCAACACAGGGGACGGUCUCAAUCAGAAGCUGUACCACAGCCUGCAAGAUUACGCCAAACGCUACACCUGGUCGGGCAUGGGCAGGGUACACAAAGGGGUACGAGACCAGGGUCGCUACCUUACCAGCCGGCCCACCAUCCAGAGGCCAGAGGUGUUCUUCCUCCCUGACCUGCCCUCAGCACCCUUCUUCUCCCGGGACGCACAGAAGCACGACGUGGAGCUGCUGGAGAGGAGCUUCCCUGCUCUGCUGGCUGAGUUUGAGAGCAUCUACCACUCCCCCCCAGCAAGGGCUGGCUCCUCCCUUCCUUUGGGCUGGAAGUCCAACAGCACCCCCCAUGGUCAGUGGUGGACCUUCUACUUGUUGAACCAGGGCACUCCGCUGGCCCUCAAUGCCAGGAGGUGCCCCCGGGCCUGGAGGGUGCUGGGUCAGCUGCGCACCUUUAUCGCCAACAAUGUGUUUGGAAACGCCUGCUUCUCUGUGCUGACCCCGGGAGCCCUGAUCACUGAGCAUUACGGCCCAACCAACGUCAGGCUGCGCUGCCACCUGGGUCUUAGAGUGCCCUCUUCCUGUGAGCUGGUGGUUGGCGGGGAGCCACAGUGCUGGUCUGAGGGGAGCUGUCUUCUGUUUGAUGACUCCUUCCUCCACAGGGCCUUCCAUGAGGGUGGCCCAGAGGACGGCCCCAGGGUGGUCUUCAUGGUGGACCUCUGGCACCCUAAUGUGGCAGCUGCUGAGAGACAGGCUCUGGACUACAUCUUCACCCCUGGGCGCUGAGAAGACAAGGAGUUUGUCGGGGGGGGGGGGAAGAGAAACAGAGCUACAGAGAGAAAAACAGAGGUAAAGGGCAACGGAGAGAAUGUCUUUCAAAAUUUGGUGAAAAAAGAGAGAGUUGGUGAAAAAAGUAGAGAAGAACAGUGCGAGUGGGGCGGGAGGGAGCAUUUCUCUUGUCCCGUUCCCACACUCACUGUGUACAUAUUCUCUGUCUUGUUCGAAUCUGCUUUCUCCCUGUAACUCUUAGCACCUGCUGACUUUGACCAAACAGCCAUAAUGUAAAAUGUUAUAUUUGAAUGUUUACAGCCCCAAUCCUUAUCUCUGUGAUUAUCCCUGCCCAUGUGUGAUACUUUACUGUGCUCUCCUUUAGAAAUCAAGACAGCUUUCACAAAAACAUGCUUGGAUAAGCAUAUAGAAACAGUUUUUUUAGAGAUCAAAUGGUUUGCUUGAAACAGUCUGUGUUGUUGCUACACAGACGAAAGGCUUGUAUUUGGUCAAUUAUCUAAUUGAUUAAUGGUUGUAAUAUGGUUGUAUUUGAUAUCUUUGUAUUUCUGUAAAUAGAGUUGGAGUACAAAACAUAUCAGAGGUUUUGAAAUAUAAUUGUCUUACAAUCAAUAGUUAAGUUAUUGUGUGGUCUUAAUAUACUGGUACUGUAAUGUCAUCUUCUCUUCUGAGCAUUUGUCAUUUUGAUACAUUCAGUUUUAGAUAUCUGAAAUGUUUGGCUAUUGUUCAGUGACAUUUUAUAUAAUGCUGUGAUUUUUUUCAGCUGUAUAUCAAAUUUAUGGUGAUAUUCUACCCCAAUAGAUUCAUAUUUGUGGCAUUUGUACUCAUUUUGAACAGUAUUUAAUAAAUGGCAAAUUAUCUGAA